AUGGCCGCGUACAGAGUUCGAUUUGAGAAGAUCAAUUCAAACGGUGCCGUCGAGUGCUUUUCGUGUUCACCUUCGACUUUUCAUAUAUAUACCGGUUCAACACUUAUUCAGAUUCAAAUUCUCAAAAUGGCUUACCGUUACGCUUGCGUCCUGUUGACCGUGGCUCUAUGUGCAGCCCCAGCGAUCGGUUUCUCGGCCGGUGCCCCUAACGGAGCCUGCGGUGAUAUGAUCCCGCAGCAUCACACCGACGCCCAGAAAUCGGCCGCUCCGUACCAGAUCAUCCUUUCGAAGAAGCAGUUGAAGGCUGGCGAAGGACUCACGAUCACUGUGCAAGGUAACAGCGCCAAGGACACGAUCAAGGGAUUGCUGUGCCAGACGCGUGUGGGUGAAACGCCGGUCGGUGCAUUCGAUGUGCCACCGAACAACAACUACAUCCAGACGCUGGACUGCGGCAAUUCGAAGGCGUCGGCCGUCACGCACAAGAAGAUUACCAACGCACCGAACGCCAUCACGUUCAACUGGGUCGCCCCCAAGGGCCUGAGCGAGGAGGCGCGCGUGUACUGCACGAUCGCCCUUAACGGUGGCGUCUUCUGGGUGAAGCACUCGUCCGAUUUCCUGAAGGUGAACUAAGGUGCGCCACUGCCAGCUCACGCGCCUGUCCCGGUGACUGGCCGGAGGGGAAGUAGCAACUAUCCUUCUUUUUUUUGUUUUCUCCCAACUGGACAAUUACAAUUAAACAUUUUUACCUCUCCGUAUUACCUGAAUGACAAUAAA
Messenger RNA from Anopheles nili, 774 nucleotides. RefSeq names its product putative defense protein Hdd11 (gene l(2)34Fc). Lineage: Eukaryota; Metazoa; Arthropoda; Insecta; Diptera; Culicidae. The record is from RefSeq and is a predicted model, not a curated record. The transcript has 5 exons. The coding region runs from base 1 to 630 and encodes 209 amino acids. Gene Ontology annotation, molecular function: oxidoreductase activity, acting on metal ions.